Pundamilia nyererei is the source of this 2215-nucleotide messenger RNA. RefSeq names its product dihydropyrimidinase-related protein 5. The record is from RefSeq and is a predicted model, not a curated record. Gene Ontology annotation, cellular component: cytosol; cytoplasm. The transcript is spliced from 14 exons. Lineage: Eukaryota; Metazoa; Chordata; Actinopteri; Cichliformes; Cichlidae. Bases 100 to 1803 code for a protein of 567 amino acids. Gene Ontology annotation, molecular function: hydrolase activity, acting on carbon-nitrogen (but not peptide) bonds, in cyclic amides.
UGCUCGCGUUGUGCCAGCUGUCCUCGCGCACUCGGCCAGUGCUGGGCAUCGGAGACAGGCUCCUGCUGAGUAGGAUCACGGAAUCUGCGAACCGGGACUAUGGCUGCUAACAUGGGGUCCAUGCGUAUCCUCAUCAAGGGGGGAAAGGUGGUCAAUGAUGACUUCACCCAGGAAGCAGAUGUCUACAUCGAGAACGGCAUCAUACAGCAGGUUGGAAAGGAGCUGAUGAUACCAGGCGGAGCUAAGGUGAUAGAUGCCUCUGGAAAGCUGGUGUUACCGGGCGGAAUUGACACCAGUGUCCAUCUGCAGGAGACCUUCAUGAACGCCACCAUCCAGGACGACUUCUACAGUGGGACCAAGGCGGCUCUGAUGGGUGGUACCACCAUGGUGAUGGCUCUGGUUCUGCCUGAACAACACUGCUCCCUGCUGGACGCCUACGAGAAGUGCAGGGCUCUGGCCGAUGCCAAGGCGUGCUGCGACUACGCUCUGCACGUCGGGCUGACCUGGUGGGGACCAAAGGUGCGUAAUGAGAUGGAGACCCUGGUGAGGGAACAUGGAGUGAACUCCUUCCAGAUGUUCAUGGCCUACAAAGACAUGAUGAUGCUGCGGGAUUCAGAGCUCUACCAGACUCUGCAGACCUGUAAGGACAUUGGUGCCAUUGCCCGAGUCCACGCUGAAAACGGAGAGCUGGUGGCCGAGGGUGCCAAAGAGGCUCUGGAUUUGGGCAUCAGUGGGCCGGAGGGAAUAGAGAUCAGUCGACCAGAGGAGCUGGAGUCUGAGGCCACUCACAGAGCCAUCACCAUCGCCAACAGGGCUCGCUGCCCAAUCUACCUGGUAAAUGUGUCCAGUAUGUCUGCUGGUGAUAUGAUCGCUGCUGCUAAGAUGCAGGGUAAGGUGGUCCACGGGGAGACUACAGUUGCUCACGCAGUGUUGAAUGGGAUGCAGUAUUACCACCAGGAUUGGGCUCAUGCCGCCGCCCAUGUCAUCGUCCCUCCGCUCCGCCUCGACCCAAACACACCCAGCUACCUCAUGGGCCUGCUGGGCAAUGACAAUCUGAGCGUGGUGGCAUCAGAGCACCGUCCGUUCAGCACCAAGCAGAGAGCUUUGGGCAAAGAGGACUUCACCAAGAUCCCUCAUGGAGUGCCUGGAGUCCAGGACAGGAUGAGCGUCAUUUGGGAGAGAGGAGUGGUUACAGGGAAAAUGGAUGAGAAUCGUUUUGUGGCGGUGACGAGCUCCAACGCUGCAAAGAUCUACAACCUGUACCCGCGCAAAGGCCGCAUCAUCCCCGGGGCUGACGCUGACGUGGUGGUCUGGGAUCCAGAUGCAACAAGGACAAUCUCUGUGAGCACUCAGGUGCAGGGCGGAGACUUCAACCUGUACGAAGGGAUGCGUUGCCACGGCGUCCCUCUGGUCACCAUCAGCCGGGGGCGUUUGGUGUGUGAGAACGGCGUGUUCAUGUGCGCCGAGGGGUCCGGAAAGUUCUACCCGCAGCGCACUUUCCCCGACUACCUCUACAAGAAGAUGGUGCAGAGGGAAAAGACUCAGGCUUACAAAGGGGUGGACAGGGAUCCGUACUCUGGUGAUGUGGCCAAGGUUGCGAACACCAUGAAGAAGGAACUCGGUUUGGGCCCCAUAGAUGGAGAGACGCCCAAUAAAGCCUGCGGUCGAGUGCACUCCGGAAUCCGAGACCUUCACGAGUCCUCUUUCAGCCUCUCAGGGUCUCAGGUCGACGACCACAUCCCGAAGAGGUCCUCGGCUCGGAUCCUGGCCCCUCCCGGCGGCCGCUCCAGUGGUAUCUGGUAACCGCUGGUGUUGGAGCUUCAUCCGUCCGAGCCGCCGUUUUUUUGUACAUUUCUGAACAACCAGAAAAACUGCACUGAUUUUCAAUCACAGGAUAAAAAGUAAAGAUGGCAAAAAAAUUUCAAGCACGCGUCUGUGAUUGGUGACGAAACGCCGAUGAUCAGAGAUUCUAAUCUGUGUCUUAAUUGGAGCGACUGCUCUGAUCGAAGGGCUGUCUCUGGAUUUAAAUUGUUCUGCCAAAAUCGAGCUGAUCAUACUAACUCUGAUAAAGUCCGCUCAUUAUCACCCUGCCUGUAUCGUAAACUGUGAAAUGUCAAAACCAGUACAGUUUUUGAUGGUUAGAACUGAAGUGAUGUCGACCGAAUUAUUUAAAACUGUAUCUAUUACACCCCCGUCUCUCACACACACACACACA